UGGCAGGGCUGGCCGCCGCGUUCUUGAGCUCUGGUCUCCGCAGCAAGGCCCACUCCCGGCUCCCGGGCCCGGAGACUCCACCGCCCGCCUGCCGCACCCACAGGUCGGAGGACCACGCGCCCGCUGCUGCCGGCCUCCCGGCGUGCCCAUGAUCACCCUGUGCCUUUCGGCUGUGCGAGGCCUCCACAGAGCUGGUGGUUCGCGGAUUCUGCUCAGAAUGACGUUGGGAAGAGAGCUGGUGUCUCCGCUUCAGGCCGCAUCUUCCUACGCCACCGCUGCUGGCAGGAACGUGCUAAGAUGGGACCUUUCUCCAGAGCAGAUCAGGACGAGGACAGAAGAGCUCAUCACACAGACCAAGCAGGUGUACGACGCUGUGGGGACGAUCGACCUGAAGGACGUAACUUACGAGAACUGUUUGCAGGUGCUGGCCGAUGUGGAAGUCAAGUACAUAGUGGAGAGGACCAUGCUGGACUUCCCUCAGCACGUGUCGUCUGACAGAGAAGUGCGGGCCGCGAGCACGGAAGCAGACAAACGGCUUUCUCGUUUUGAUAUUGAGAUGAGCAUGAGAGAAGAUGUGUUUCAGAGAAUUGUUCAUUUACAAGAAAACUGUGAUUUGGAGAAGAUAAAGCCUGAAGCCAGGCGAUACUUGGAAAAGUCAAUUAAAAUGGGAAAGAGGAAUGGACUCCAUCUUUCAGAGCAAGUAAGAAAUGAAAUCAAAUCAAUGAAGAAAAGAAUGAGUGAGCUAUGCAUUGACUUCAACAAAAACCUCAAUGAGGAUGAUACUUUCCUUGUAUUUUCCAAGGCUGAACUGGGUGCUCUUCCUGAUGACUUCAUUGAGAGUUUAGAAAAAACAGAUGGUGACAAGUACAAGGUGACCUUGAAGUAUCCCCACUAUUUUCCUGUCAUGAAGAAAUGUUGUGUCCCUGAAACAAGAAGGAAGAUGGAGAUGGCUUUUCAUACCAGGUGCAGACAGGAAAACACUGAGAUUCUGCAACAGCUCCUCCCGCUGCGCGCACAAGUGGCCAGACUUCUCGGCUAUAACACCCAUGCUGACUUUGUCCUUGAACUAAACACUGCAAAGAGCACAAGCCACGUGGCAGCCUUUCUAGAUGAUUUAAGCCAGAAAUUAAAACCCCUGGGUGAGGCAGAACGGGAGUUUAUUUUGAACUUGAAGAAGAAGGAAUGUGAAGAGCGAGGAUUUGAGUACGACGGAAAAAUCAAUGCAUGGGAUCUCCAUUACUACAUGACACAGACCGAGGAACUCAAGUACUCAGUGGACCAGGAGUUCCUCAAGGAAUACUUUCCCAUCGAGGUGGUCACGGAAGGCUUGCUGAGCAUCUACCAGGAGUUGUUGGGACUGUCAUUUGAGCAAGUGGCGGACGCUCACGUUUGGAAUAAGAGCGUUUCACUCUACAGUGUGAAGGAUAAAGCUACUGGAGAAGUGCUGGGGCAGUUCUACCUGGACCUCUAUCCAAGGGAAGGAAAAUACAACCAUGCCGCCUGCUUUGGUCUUCAGCCAGGCUGCCUUCUCCCCGAUGGCAGCCGGAUGAUGUCUGUGGCCGCCCUGGUAGUGAACUUCUCACAGCCCGUAGCAGGCAGGCCUUCCCUCCUGAGACACGAUGAGGUGCGGACUUUCUUCCAUGAGUUCGGUCACGUCAUGCAUCAGAUUUGUGCGCAGACUGACUUCGCACGAUUUAGCGGAACAAAUGUGGAAACUGACUUUGUAGAGGUCCCAUCACAAAUGCUUGAAAACUGGGUGUGGGACAUUGAAUCCCUGCGGAAAUUGUCGAGACAUUACAAAGAUGGAAGUCCUAUCACAGAUGAGCUGCUUGAGAAGCUCGUCGCUUCUAGACUGGUCAACACGGGUCUUCUGACCCUGCGCCAGAUUGUCCUGAGCAAAGUUGAUCAGUCUCUCCAUACCAACGCGUCGCUGGAUGCCGCGAGUGAAUAUGCCAAAUACUGCGCAGAGAUUUUAGGAGUUGCAGCCACACCAGGCACAAAUAUGCCAGCUACUUUUGGACAUUUGGCCGGAGGGUAUGAUGGCCAAUAUUAUGGAUAUCUUUGGAGUGAAGUCUUUUCCAUGGACAUGUUUUACAGCUGUUUUAAAAAAGAAGGGAUCAUGAAUCCAGAGGUUGGAAUGAAAUACAGAAACCUAAUCCUGAAACCUGGGGGAUCUCUGGACGGCAUGGACAUGCUCCAGAAUUUCUUGCAACGUGAGCCAAACCAAAAAGCAUUCCUAAUGAGUCGAGGCCUGAAUGCUUCAUAGACCGGGGAUCCUGGGAACCAUCCAUGUCUGGAGGACAAAUCAACAGCGCCAUGUGUUGCUGGCCUGGAGACUGAAGGGAGUUUUACAAAUGAAAACUUAGAUUUCUAUUGAUUUGCUUUUGUUUUUUAAUUUUAAAAAUUAUACAGAUGUAAAUGGAAUUAUAAAUACUGUGACCUAAGAAAAGACCCACUAAAAAUAAUUGUACUAUAAAAUUUCAUAAAAAUGGAUUUGAUUUCUUUUGAUAAAAGUUUCAUAUGAAUGUAAUUUGAUUUUUUUACUAUUAUAAUCUAGAUAAUAUAAUGUAAGAGGGCUAAGAAUUUUUUAAUUGAAUCACAAACAUGAUAUAAUUUGAUCCUUCUUAUAUCUUGAAGUUUUAUACUUGAGAUUUCUGGAUUGGUAAAUGAAUCAUCACAUUCUGUCUGGUAAAUAUUUUCUCAGAGCCCUGCGUCACCUUUGACCCUCUGCCUCACAGCUGAGUGUCACUUGGCCUUUGACUGCGUGUCUCAAAGCCAGCGGAAUAUGCCUCAGUAAUGACGUUUGUCUUUUGUACAGUGGGCUUUGAUUCUCCGCUUUCUAUCA
Peromyscus eremicus (cactus mouse) is the source of this 2845-nucleotide messenger RNA. It is a transcript of the gene Nln, whose product is annotated as neurolysin. Lineage: Eukaryota; Metazoa; Chordata; Mammalia; Rodentia; Cricetidae. The transcript is spliced from 13 exons. The record is from RefSeq and is a predicted model, not a curated record. Bases 149 to 2266 code for a protein of 705 amino acids. Gene Ontology annotation, molecular function: metalloendopeptidase activity. Gene Ontology annotation, cellular component: mitochondrial intermembrane space. Gene Ontology annotation, biological process: peptide metabolic process; proteolysis.